CGAGGCAACGCAGCGAAGGUACCGGCAGCCUUCAAGUUUCGAGGCUCACGCUCAUUUUCCGGUUCUCCUUGCUCAAGUGUCGCACUAUCGUAGUCCUUCAGACCAUCAACAAGGGUCUAGUUUUUUCUACUCUUAGGGCAUAUAAAUCUACUCGCAAUAGAGACUUUUAUAUUCCCUGUCUCGAAUUUCUUUCGGGAACUUCUGUGGCAAAAAGCUGGAAAGAGGGAAGAUGGAGGCUGCGGAUGAGGGAGUAGAGAGGAUUGAGGAUUCCAAGGAUUUACAGCAACAGAGCAAAGCGUUUGAUAAGCUCACUGACCGUGUCGAGGAUCGCCAGCUCGACUCCACUCGCGUCCAAGAGGCCAUGGCGUCCAUUGCUGCAUCGGCAGAAGCGGACUGGAAUGCGAUGCGUUUGAGGGAGAAAGAACUGGCUGCUGUUAAGAUAAAUGCAGCUGAUGUUGACAUAAUUGCAAAUGAACUAGAGUUGGACAAAAAGGUGGCUGAAAGAACCUUGCGUGAGCACAAAGGUGAUGCUGUUGCUGCCAUUAGGCAUUUGCUUCGCUGAAGAUUUGGGUCGAAAUUUGGAUCCUCAAAUGUAUACCAUCAAAUGUCUGAUUUAUUCAGGAUUUUCAUUUUUAAUAUUUUGGGGGUGGCAAAUUAGAUUUUUGCUUUAGUGACAAGUAUUACGUGUUUUUAGGUGAAGCCCUGAAAGAUCCGCUUUGUAUUGAAAUUUGCAACCUGCAUGGUUUAUUUACCAAAUUUUGGGUUGAGCGGAUGCUUUCUGCAUUUCAUUACAUUUCUCAGACACAACCUUUAAAAGUUAGUAUUAGUAUUUAAUAUUUAA
Messenger RNA from Prosopis cineraria, 841 nucleotides. RefSeq lists its product as uncharacterized. The transcript has 4 exons. The record is from RefSeq and is a predicted model, not a curated record. NCBI's taxonomy places the organism in Eukaryota, Viridiplantae, Streptophyta, Magnoliopsida, Fabales, Fabaceae. Bases 230 to 562 code for a protein of 110 amino acids. Gene Ontology annotation, biological process: negative regulation of apoptotic process; protein stabilization.